Corticium candelabrum is the source of this 5214-nucleotide messenger RNA. RefSeq lists its product as uncharacterized. The transcript has 8 exons. The record is from RefSeq and is a predicted model, not a curated record. Gene Ontology annotation, biological process: signal transduction. The coding region runs from base 239 to 5023 and encodes 1594 amino acids. Gene Ontology annotation, molecular function: protein binding. NCBI's taxonomy places the organism in Eukaryota, Metazoa, Porifera, Homoscleromorpha, Homosclerophorida, Plakinidae.
CUCUUCCGAUCACUAUGUCCUCUUCACACAAAUCGGAACGAUUUCCAACAUCAUCCACCAAUUGCGCCCAGCCCGACAUCACCGUUGCGCGAGAAGGCGGGGUUUAACUUACGUGCGUUGGAAACGCAAAUAACCUCAAUUCUUCACUUUCGCUUUCUAGAGUGGCAACUGUGUUGGUGUCGUGUUGUGGACUGAGUUUUCUGCAUAUUUUGUGAGCAGGAGGCUUGCAGCAAAAGCCAUGGCUUCGUCUAGCUUUUUUCCUGCUCAUGCGGGUACAAAGGACCUUGUAGAGAAAUACAAAGGACUUAUAGAGAGGGAAAUGAGCACUGAAGGGGGACUCACCGUUAUUGAGAUGUUUACGAGUGUUGAGGCGUUGGUGCAACUAGCAGACAACGUGCUGAAACACGACACGGCAACGCAAGAAAGCACCAGGUUUACUAUUAAGAAAGACAAUGUACGAGGUUCUUUUGUUUCUAUACUACGGGAUCUGGAUGCGAUUGAUGCGGGAAGUGAGAUGGUUGUUUCUUUAACACCACAUGGAGCUACCAUAGCAUGGUCCUUUUGUCAAGCAAUUGUGGCAUUUCCUCAAUUUUUGCAUAUUACAAGGCAUAUGACUAGCUUGGGUUCACACUUGACUGCUGAUCAGGCACACUCUGUUACUGUACCUCGUUCAGAAUCUUUACAAAGGAACAAGCCUUUUCUGCAGUCGGUCUCAAGCACAUCUUCAGGAUUUCAAUGUGGACAUUCUUUAGGAGUUGCUCGCAAAUUUUCUUCAACUAAUUCUGCAGGUUUGUCAGAAAGCAACUGGUCCAGAGAACCAGAAGAACAGCUACAUCUUCAUCCAGCAUUGCAAUCUUGGCAAAGCUCUGAUUUAGGUUUAUCUGCUGUGGAUGGUGACUUUUCUAACAGAACCACAGCUCGACAAACAGUUAUUCUAAUUGAACAGUUUGCAUUUCAUCUGUUUUUUAUGGUGACACGCAUACCUUAUCAAGUACUGGGUGCUCAGUGUAACGAUUUGAAUCAUGAAUACAUGACAGAUGGGAUAUCAAAUCUCUCUGAAGUUGUAGCUCAGUAUAUUGACUCAUCUGCGGUCGACUUGAAGCUGUGGCCUUCUUCAGAAGUUGGUGGAGCUGCUAAUGCUUUAAAGUCCUCUUUUGAACAGAUCAGAAAGAAAGUUCAACGUAGUCUUGAGGAAGUAAGGUCAGGUUAUGUGCCAGCUAGUGUAGGGGGUGCAAGUUAUGGACAAAUUCAACGAGAAGCAGAUCAGUUUUCACGAGAUGUUCGAAGUCAUCUUCAACUAAGAGAACCACACAUUAUAUUCAUAUUUGAUUUUCAUCGAAAAGUUGCCGUUUUGAACUCUCGAUGGAGUGCAGGAUUUUACAAGUUUGGGGUUGGACUGAAUCCAAUGGAAGCACGAAUAUUUAGAAAUGAGGCACGAGAAUUUGUUGUAGUGACUAGGACUGUUCCUAACAUUUUCACUCAACUUUAUUUGGAUGCCAUUCAGGCAGCUCGCUAUCACUGUUCUAGAUUUCAGUUAGGUCAAUACAAUGACUGCAAGGAGUUUGGAGUGCAGCUUACAUUUGUGCGAUUUCUUAGUGACCACAUGAAGUCGAAUUUGUCAGUCCCAAGUGAUGGGAACAUACAGUUUAUAAAGUUUCGUGUUCCACAGGAUGAAUUUUACAAAGGCAACUUGUUACAAAUGUAUGAGGCAGGCCUAUUGCGCAUUGAAGAUUUAUAUGAUGAAAACACGCCUUCACAAGGAAGAGCUGGAACAUUGCAGGAAGAUAGUGACCUUCAGAAGGCUUUGAAAUUGUCCUUGCAGGAGUCACAAUCAAGACAGCCUCAGAGUGCAAGUAGUCUAGGUUUAGAGCAAGAUAUGCAAACCAGUUUGUUGGGUAAUGAUGGUUUUAAUGACCAUGAAAUUGAUCUGGCAAUUAGUAUGAGUCUAGCUGAAUCAAUGCAAACUGAGGAAGGAAAUGGUUUGGGUCAGUUGACAUUGAAAAGUGAAGAAACAGUGACAUUUUCUCAUCAGAACAAUGGUGUACUGGAGACAGAAUUACAGAAACAAGAAAAUGGACAUCAGCUUAGCACUACAUCUCAAAAGGAAUCAAUAAAUAGUUUGGUUGUUCAAGGUGAAGCUGUUUCUACUACUUCAAAACAAAAAGUUGCUUCAAAGCAGAAAUUACAAAGUAGGGAUAGCCCAAUGGCAAGCUCUCUGUCUUCUUCUGGGUACAUUCCACAGGAUCCUUGUUUGCAUUUAUAUUGUCAUGAAUUUACUGUUGAUGGCUUCAUUGAAGUAAGUUUUCUUCGCAUUGAUGUUGUUGGUCGAGAUAGAGUCGGUAAGACAAGUCUGACACGGUCAUUGACUGGACAGCAUUACAUAAGUACUUUAUCAAGCACACAGGGUGUGAAAGCUAUGAAUAUUACUGUUAGUCAUUUGAAAGACUGGAAAGUGUCCAAAGAAGGUGAAGACUUAACUCAACUAUGUAAUCAUUUCAUUGCUUCUAAUAUUGCUGAAAGAUUGAGGUCAGGACGAAAUCCAAAAGGUAAUCAUCUGUCAAUUAUCUCUAGUGAGAUUUCAAGUGCAAACGUACAGGUGGAUUUGGUGAACAGUACGAAUCAAGAGACCCAAACAACGACAACCUUGAAACAGCUUGAGCCAACUACCAAAACAAGUGGCAGCAUUGAUACUCAGGAAACACAAGAGUGUGACUUUACGGAGGAAUUUGUGAAGAAAUUGCUAUCUAAAGUGAAGCCUGAAUCACCAGACAAAAUAUCUGAUGAAGUAAAACAAUUGAUAGGACAAUACCAUCGAGGAGAAUUAUCACUGAACUGUCAAGACCAUCAAAUUCUUGUGUCAGUGUUUGAUUAUGGAGGUCAUACUGUGUACCAACCCAGCCAUGCUCCUUUUUUAGACGGAGAGGCACUGAAAUUAAUAGUAUUUGAUGCUUCUACUCGUCUUCAGGAUUUUUGUGAAUGUUCAUCUUUUAUAUAUAAGGAAGUUUUUGAACUUGUUUGGGGCACGCUUCACAUGACUAACUGGGAAAUUGUGGAAGAAUGGUUGUCCCAUGCUUUUAUAACUUCUCAAAGUAGUAGCAUGCCUGGUAUGUGCCUUGUUGGAACCCAUAAGGACCAAGCUCAAAUGGUUUCAGAUUGUUUGCUAAGUGAGCAGUCUGAGUAUGUGGGAAGGAUGGUAGAUGGAAAGCCAUAUGAAGACUACAUUCUUUGUCGUGAAAAUGGCAGGGAAUUUAUUUGCGUUGACAAUACACUGUCUGGUAAAGGCAAAGAAACAGAUUUGGAUGAAGGUAUUUGGGUGUUGAAGAAUGUUAUUGAGAAACGGGCUGUUGAUAAAACAGAAAAAGUACCAGUUCGAUGGUUUCAGCUUGCAAUGGUUAUUAGAGAACUUAGGAGCAAAGUACAGAUUGUGUCUUUUACAGAUUUGAUACACUUAGCCAGUCAGCUGAACUUGUUUAGAGGUGAUGCUGACUUUUACAAAGCUGUGGCAUUUUUGAGUAGAAAGGGUGUGGUGCUUCAUCAACCUGUGGUCUUAUUUGAUACGCAUCAGAAGUCGUUAGUCAUUGAUCCACAAUGGAUGACUGAACAGUUUUGCAAAGUACUGACAAUACACUGGGAAAAUGACAUUAAUUGUAGGUUUUGGCCUGAUUUGGCUGAUUUGCAGCAGAAAGGCAUUCUUACACUUUCUUUUGCAUUGUAUCUACUCGAAGGCUCAGAAGAAGUCAAACUGAAAAUACUAAAGUUGAUGGAAUCAUAUGAUCUUAUAUGUCCUUUUAUGUUGCCAGCACAGAGAACAUCUGGUGGCGAUGCAUCUCAGCAUCUCAUGUCUUCUAGUGUUGAGAGUUUGCCUGUUCCAGGUGUAAAGGCGUUUUUUGUACCUUCCCUGCUGCGUCCAAGUAAACAGUUGCUUGAUAAGGAUUAUUUGCAGGUAGGAGAGAAGGUUACUCACCUCUGGUUUCGUCUUCCGAAAUGUCGAAUUCCUGAACAACUUGCUACUCGCUUGUUGGCUCAUGUAGUGAAUAAGUAUAGGUAUUUGCCACAGCUAUUUUAUCGAGCAGGUGUGUUCAAUGUUGCCGAUGGUCACAGACUUCAUUUGGUUUUAAGAAAUGGAUAUUUGCAAUUGUCAAUGUACAUAGUUGAUGACAAGUUUGACAGUCACUCUGCCAGUUACUGUGAGGAAGCUCGAAAUAUUGUCCAAUCCAAGGUGGCAAACACAUUGAGGACGGAUUUGCCUGGUCUGGUUAAUCUACAGAGAGGAUUUCUCGAUGAAGAUCAGAAUUUUUCUGUUUUUUAUAAAGUCAAGAAGAAGCGUUCAGGUGUAUUUCAGUUGAAAAGUGAUGAUGGGAAAGUGAUGGCCACACCGGAACUGUUUCAUUUAUGGUUUAAAGACAAAAAGCAGGAAGCGGAUGUUACAGGAGACUCUGAUCAGUUUGAAGCUAGUUUGAGAAAUGAUAAAGUCGGUCAGGAUUGUAGUCAAAGGACAAACAGUGUCUCAAAGCCUAAUUAUCUAUCAGUUAAAGACAGCGUGCAACGUCUUCUAACCCAAAAUCGACUCUGUAGUUUGUUGACGGCUGUUACAGCACUCCUGGAUGAUGAGGAACCUUGGCCUGACCAACCAGGGUGCGGGAGUGCAUCAGCUGGCAGUGCUGUUGGACAACGAAAGGGGAACUGGAGGGGAUUGUGGGAAUGGCUGCUUAGAGAACCUCCUCCAGAUACACUUAAUGGAAGCCCUUCCAUUUUCCUUCUUAAGAAGUGGUCUGAAGAAAAUGGAGAUGAAGCCAUCAUUGAGAAUUUAAUUGAGGGUCUUAGAGCGAUGAAGAGAUUUGAUAUUGCAAAUUUGUUGAGGUGGAAUUAUGUUGGUCGAGGCAACGAAUUUUAUGACCAAAUACUAAAACAGUCUGGAAGCUGUGAAGUGUCAGGAGACAAUGUUGUUGCUGGCUACAAGCCUUCAAUGGAAGUUUAUAUAACUAAUAAUUAUUAUUCUAAUGAGAAAGGUGUUGAUAACUGAUCUUCUGGAACUAGAAACUAGUCUAUGUUACUAGGUGUUUUGUUAUUUUUGCUUUUAAUGGUGAACAUCAGCAUUCGAUUUUUGUUUUAAGUUAAUUGGCUUUGUUGUAAGUAAUCUAUUAGUUUUCCACGUGUUUUGUUUGCUUGUACGCUGUAUUAAAUUAGUAAUUAUAUCUUAGCGAGGCUUCUAAC